AUGGCAGACGACAACAGAUCAAUCAAUAAUGACUGGCGCCGUCGAGAUCAGCAAUCUCGAUCUACCUUCACGCCCCAGCAGCAGCAACAAAAGCAGCAGCAACAGCAGCAAAAGCAGUUCAGUAGUCAAUACACCCCCGUUCGAGGAUUCAAUAGCCGCGAAGUCGAGGAUUUCUUGAACCGGGAAUAUACUGCUGCUCUUGAGCAGGCGCGCGCAAGUGAGAAGGAGGAGGACGUCAAGAACAAGACGGUCGUGUUCCAGUCGGAUGGCAAGGGAUGGACUAAUACUACUCCAAAGGGUUCAGCUUGGACACAGCGAGGACACCUCACAGCAAAAGGAGCAACCGUCUUAAGCGAACUCCGCCGCGGCGUGCAGAAUCUACCGGCAGAGUGA
Myxozyma melibiosi is the source of this 393-nucleotide messenger RNA. RefSeq lists its product as uncharacterized. The record is from RefSeq and is a predicted model, not a curated record. NCBI's taxonomy places the organism in Eukaryota, Fungi, Ascomycota, Lipomycetes, Lipomycetales, Lipomycetaceae. The transcript has 3 exons. Bases 1 to 393 code for a protein of 130 amino acids.